Messenger RNA from Arachis duranensis, 1608 nucleotides. RefSeq lists its product as uncharacterized. Bases 1 to 1608 code for a protein of 535 amino acids. The record is from RefSeq and is a predicted model, not a curated record. Gene Ontology annotation, molecular function: zinc ion binding; nucleic acid binding. NCBI's taxonomy places the organism in Eukaryota, Viridiplantae, Streptophyta, Magnoliopsida, Fabales, Fabaceae. The transcript has a single exon.
AUGGAACUUAUGCAGCUGAAGCAGGGUAACACAACUGUUGCAGAAUAUGCCCGUAAGUUUGAUGACUUGUGCCGUUUCUCCAAGAUCUGCCAAGGGAAUCCUGCUGACUUUGAACAAUGGAAGUGUUUGAAGUUAGAAGGGGGCCUUCGUGAGGAUCUGAUGAGUUCAAUAGUUCCAUUGGAGAUACAAAAUUUUGCUGAGCUGGUUAAUAAGUGUAAGUUAGUGGAAGAAUGUGCUAAGAAGAUAAUUGCCUCUAAAGCAAGUUGUCAAGGAUUUCCACCAAGGAACUACAAUAGCUAUAAUUGGCAACCACGAAGGACAAACUUCAAGACACCUGGUGUGCCACAGCGAAGGAAUCCACAAGCUGGUAACGUUCCUGCUCGCUCUGUGGGUGGAAACGGAGGUAGACCGAGGCAGGAUAAUGGCAAACGACCUCAACAGGUGCAGGUGAACACUACAUGCAAGCGAUGUGGGAAGGAUCAUGGUAUUAAGCCGUGUUUGUUUGGAACAUUCAAUUGUUAUAGAUGUGGAGGAACUGGACAUAUUGCUAAGGAAUGCCCAAAGAUAUUCGCUUGGAAUCCAAUACGAACCCAGCAACAAGGUCGAGUGUUUGCCAUGACUGCUGAUGAUGCUAUGCAAUCAGACGCCCUGAUCCAAGGUCAGUGUUACGUCAAGAAUCGAUUUCUAACUGUACUGUAUGAUUCGGGUGCAUCGCAUUCUUUUAUUUCUUUAACUGUUGCUCGUGAGUUGGGACUAGAUUUCUCUGAGUUGAACUUUGAUCUAGUUGUCCAUAAACCUGCGUCCCAAAAUGCUUUGACUAGUAUAGAUUGCCUGCAAACGUCCCAAAAUGCUUUGACUAGUUUAGUGUGCCUGCAAGUACCAUUCACUAUUAGGAACAGAACUUUUAUACAUGAUCUAAUCUGUUUGCCUCUCUGUGGUUUAGAAGUUAUUCUAGGAUUAGAUUGGUUGUCCAAGUAUCAUGUUUUCCUUGAUUGCUUUGAAAGAACUGCUGUUAUUCCGUCUGAUAGUUUAGAUAUUAAACCAUUUUUGUCAUAUACCUUAUAUCUGAAUUCUGUAAGAGUUACCUUAGACAGGAGUGAUUGUGAGGGGUACGUUCUGUUAGCGGCUAGCUCAAAUGACAGUGAAGUAAACUUAGAACAAAUCCGAGUGGUGAAGGAAUUUCCUGAUGUUUUCCCGGACGACAUACCUGAGUUUUCUCCUCAGCGGGAGAUAGAAUUCAGCAUUGAACUUGUACCUAGAACCGGACCAAUUUCCAUAGCACCGUACCGGAUGUCACCACUGGAACUUGCAGAGUUGAAGAAGCAGUUGGAUGAGCUACUUGGGAAGAAAUUUAUUCGUCCCAGUGCAUCACCUUGGGGAGCUCCGGUAUUGCUAGUAAAGAAGAAGGAUGGUGGAAUGAGACUUUGCGUAGAUUACCGACAAUUAAAUAAAGUCACUAUCAAGAACAAGUAUCCACUUCCACGAAUAGAUGAUUUGAUGGAUCAGUUAAAAGGUGCAACUGUGUUUUCGAAGAUUGAUUUGCGACCGUGCUAUCACCAGAUUCAAGUGAAAGAGUCAGAUAUACCGAAGACUGCAUUUAGAACUUGA